Molecule: messenger RNA, 1473 nt
Organism: Volvox carteri f. nagariensis
Lineage: Eukaryota; Viridiplantae; Chlorophyta; Chlorophyceae; Chlamydomonadales; Volvocaceae
Exons: 12
Coding region: 1-1473 (490 amino acids)
Source: RefSeq, a predicted model, not a curated record
AUGGCAACCACAAGCAGUGCUCUAGCAUGUUUGCCGCAACUCAGAGAAAGUUUCAAGCAAUACAGGCCAUGCGCAAAGGAGGUACAUCUGAAUGCCUUCCUGCUGGCGAUGGACAUAUCCUGCCUGCGGCAAGGCGAAGAACUGGUGGCGAUCCAUGAAGGAAGAACAUGGGUGGCCAGUGCGCCUGCUGAAGCAAAGCCUAUAUCUGUUUUUCCAGUCACUUUUCGUAGUGACUCGCAGGUUACGAUUAUUAUUAGCAAAGAGUUGCGGAUUCUUUACAGAAUCUCUGCAGCAUCCUUUUAUCACGGAUGCAUGGGCAAGCAUUUGGUGUGGAUGCUGUGGUCCUUGCUGGUCCCGACAGGAGGCCUUCAAAGCAUCUCUUGGAAGAGACGGCCCCACACUUGCGUGGAGCUUGUAGAAUGUAACCUGGUUACGAUUAUUAUUAGCAAAGAGUUGCGGAUUCUUUACAGAAUCUCUGCAGCAUCCAUUUAUCACGGAUGCAUGGGCAAGCAUUUGGUGUGGAUGCUGUGGUCCUUGCUCCCGACAGGAGGCCUUCAAAGCAUCUCUUGGAAGAGCUGCUGCAGGUUUGAUGGCCGGAAGCCAGCGAUCUGCUGGGAGUGCCUGUGGGAGUGCCUGUGGGACUACAUGGACCAAAAUCCAAUGCCGCACACGAUGCGAUUCGAACGCACGCGGGGAAACCUCACCGCCUUAGCAGGGCGGCGCCUUAACCACUCGGCCACAGGCCAGGAUGCCCUAUUCAUGAUUUGCAAGUUGACCAACAACCCGCAAGAAGCGUGCAUAAUACUCAAUGACUUAACAGCCGUACGCGGGAGCCUUGUACGACAGGGCAAGUUCAAGCCGUACGGCGAGCGGUUACGAUUAUUAUUAGCAAAGAGUUGCGGAUUCUUUACAGAAUCUCUGCAGCAUCCAUUUAUCACGGAUGCAUGGGCAAGCAUUUGGUGUGGAUGCUGUGGUCCUUGCUCCCGACAGGAGGCCUUCAAAGCAUCUCUUGGAAGAGGUGUGCAUGGGCGGGGUGUCAUGUGUAAUGUGAUGUUGGGGGACGCUGACGACCCCUCCGACCUGGUGUGUCUGAGGACCCGGAAACUGCAUUACGGCAACACGUUCAGUUACUCACGGGUCAAGUUCAUUUUGGGGCUUGUGCACGGCCUUGCCAACGGUGCACCUGUUAUGACCCCGACAGCGGCGGCGAGCUCUUCCUCCAGCGCAGCCGCAGAUCGGGUUGCUGCUGCUGCUGGCGGUGCUGCUGGCGGUGCUGCUGGCGGUGCUGCUGGCGGUGCUGCUGGCGGUGCUGCUGGCGGUGCUGCUGGUGGUGGUUCCUUAGGUGGUCUCAGCCCGGGUGUCCUCCUAUCCAGAGUUGAUAUCAACCUGAGUGCUGACGUGUUCGACAUCGUGCACGACGCCCAGCGCCCUUCUCUGGGAGAUCCACAGAUAUAUCAGGGAUUCUUACAUUGA